Molecule: messenger RNA, 503 nt
Organism: Racocetra fulgida
Lineage: Eukaryota; Fungi; Glomeromycota; Glomeromycetes; Diversisporales; Gigasporaceae
Source: the annotation of a GenBank genome assembly
CUUAUCUAAGUUUGUUGGAGGAAAAAAAACUAGAAGGUGAGAAAAAAUUAGAAGAACAGCAACAAAAGGUUAUUCAACAACUAACCAAAUCGCAAGAAGUGGUUCAAUCACCUCCCUUUCUAUUUCCCUUCUUUUCCCCUUCCAAAAAAGAUCCAGAACUUUCAGACUCGGAAUUCAUCCGGGCACUUGGUGAGUGGGAAAGUGUCAAUGACCACCAAAGAACUUUUUUCUCGGUUCUCUCCUCAAACCUCACCGAUUUUUGUAAAACAUUCGGAGACCGAAUAUCCAAAUCCCAACUCAAUUUCGACCAACGACUAACUAGCCUUCAAAACCAAUACCUUCAAGAAAAACAAGAAUAUAAUCAGUUAAUUCAAGCGGGAGAACGAGUUCUAAAAUUAAAAAAUGAGAAAAUAGAGGAAACAAGAACAGAAGGGAUAAAGUUAUUAGAACGGGAAAGGGCAAACUCCCGGGAACUACUAAAUAAAAAAGAAUCUGAAAAGCAA